This is a messenger RNA of Pseudophryne corroboree (corroboree frog), 963 nucleotides long. Its product is annotated as FRAS1-related extracellular matrix protein 1-like. Bases 17 to 880 code for a protein of 287 amino acids. Lineage: Eukaryota; Metazoa; Chordata; Amphibia; Anura; Myobatrachidae. Gene Ontology annotation, cellular component: membrane. The record is from RefSeq and is a predicted model, not a curated record. The transcript has 6 exons. Gene Ontology annotation, biological process: cell communication; anatomical structure morphogenesis.
UGAGCUGAGGUGGUCGAUGCUAGGACUGGCUGAGCCCUAUUACCGUGUCUGUGAAAAUUCUGGGACUCUUGCAGUGAAGUUGACUAGAACGGGGAGCAGUAGAGAUCUGGCUUUUGUUGGUAUAAAGGUACAGGAGAUCUCGGCCAGGCUGGGAAUGGAUUCCACGCAUAGCAGCGCAAGUCUUGUCCAGUUUGAUCCAGGUGUUUCCACAAAACUCUGGAAUAUUUACUUGAAGAAUGACGGUUUGGAAGAAAAUAACGAAUUCCUUAAAAUAUUACUGAAGACGCCGAAGAAUGCGGUACUGGGAAGGAACAGCGAGGCCACGGUGGAAAUCAUGGAUCCAAGAGGAGGUCAAUGCAGAGCCCGAAAUGUGAACACAAGAGAGGUGUCCUUACACGCAGGACACGUCGGCAGCCCCGCAAGGCAGCACCUCAGCAAUGACAGGGAGAAAUCUUCCUACGACGCUGGAAUUUCAUCUCCAAAGAUCACCCAGAUCCUCCUGCCCAACACGCGUGCAUCCGAGCAUUCCAGAAGCCAUCUUAAUCAUUCCGGCCUGGACUCCGGCAGCGAGCUACCCUCACGUCGCCCAGGGCAACAGCUACAUCUCCCUGGAAGCAGCGUUCUCGUACGUUCAUUUAACUUUCUUAAAAGAAAAAAAGGAAGAAAAAAAAAAGCAUUAAUAACUCUAGGAAUAAAUGAGAAGUAUCACGGGAUCAUCCCAAUGAGCGGACCUCAACCGACCAAUAGGAGAGGAGAUGUCUGGCUGGUUGGCGCUGGGCCAAGUCUUUCUCAAGAUCCUGAGGAGCGCCCCCUGCAGGACUCUGCUCCACUGGACUCUGUGCACAAGUCAAGUAAUGAGACACAGCAGAUACGGGCUUGAGCUGAGGUGGUCGAUGCUAGGACUGGCUGAGCCCUAUUACCGUGUCUGUGAAAAUUCUGGGACUCUUGCAGUGAAGUUGACUA